AUGACGACCAGUCGCUGCACUCUGUUGCCGGAGGUGCUGCCGCAGCAUUCUAACUCUGCCCACACGGGGAGCUGCUUGAGUGACAGGGACUUUGAUCCAAUGGGUAGCCUGGACUGCCCGACAGAGCCUGACCUCCCAGGAAAAGCAAUGGAAGAGCAGAGCAGUCCUGCCAAUGGAGAGCCACAGUACUACAUGCAAAUGUCUGCCAAGGAUGGGCAGCUGCUGUCACCUGUCGCGGGAGCGUACGCCAAACAAAGGUAUGGACCUGCCAAACAUGGAUGGAAUAGAGUUUUGGACGAGAGGGGAGGGGGUGGUGGGUGGUGGGGGUCAGAGGUAAAGUGAACCUAAAAUACUCUUUUAUUUUUAUUUUGAGGAAGCUAGUUUUAAAUAUAUACCCAAAUACGACCAAACACAAUUUCUGAAUGGUAACAAAUCAAGUGCCUCUCAAAAGGAUUUCCCCCUCUAUCUGUCUGGGAUGGCUCUAUUGUUCUCUGGACACAGUUGAAAGAGGACCAUAUAGAUCAGAUAGAUGAGUAACUUGGGCUUCAGACAGCUACAUAACUUACAUACCAAUCACACUAUCUGGCCCUAUGGGGUAAAUGUCUGUACAUUUGAAACAAAACAGAUGUGCUGUUCUUGCCGGAUAGUGCAAAGUCUAAAUGUAGCACCUUGAUUAGCAUGUACGCCUGACGGGACUCUUUGUCACACACACACACACACACUCCUAUGGGAGACAAAAGGGGGUUUUAGCGGCAACAGCUGCAGUCAUGCAGACUGGGUCACAACUGUUAGACCCCCCCCAAAGCCUGCUUUAUAAUCAGCCUGUGGCAUAGAGCUAGCUAGCAUAGAGUGGCUUAGAGAUAGAUAGCAUAGUAGCAAAGAGGUAGCUAGCAUAGAUUGGCAUAGAGCUGUUAGCAUACAUUAUAGAAUUGGGAUCAAGUUCAUUUGCUACCUAUUACAUAAUACCUAUUACAGACUAAAUUGCCAUGGCAGCUACAACGUACAAUGUAUUAUUUAAUAAAUACUGAUUGAAGGAAAUAGGUAUGUGCUAGCCUGGUCUCAGGUCUACUUGUACCGUCUUUCCAACUCUAUGACUGGUCAUUGGCAAGACAACACAAACAGAUCUGGGACCAGGUUAUAAAUAUGCCUUUUUGUCGUAUAUGUCUAAUAUAAAGUAAUUGUUGUCAUGUUUGUUCUGUUGAUGAUCAACAUGAAAAACUAUUACCAGAUUAGGUUUAAAGGCUUUUAUUACACUUUAAACUGACGACGACUCUAAAGUAGUUUUUCUCUAGCAAAAUCUUCUUAUUCAUUCUUUUGUCUGACAAGAUGAUGUUCAUUCUGUUGUGUUAGUUAUAGGCAGCGACCAGUGUUUAUGUUCAAGGGGGUGAUUUGUUGAGUGAGGGGCUCAUUCAUUCCGUCAAAGACAUUGGCUUAGUUUCCUGAUGAAAUCAAGGCGAUCAACAACCCGACAUAAUCAUCAUCCAGAUUAGAGGAUUAGAUGCCAUAUAGGAGAUUGGUGAAUCAUAGAAUCAUAGGUUACAGUCCAUAUAGUAAAUUUAAGUAAUACAAUCCUCAUUGCAUAUGUUGUUUUAAUCCAGAAAAUGUUUGAUUUGAGUCUGUAAUCUAAGAGAUGUACUGUAUGAAUGCAUGUUCAGUACACAGACAGAAUAGACAGGGUAUUCUAACAAUGUGUGACAGCCAACUCUGCUGACAGCGUCAAAUUACACCAACACCCUCCCAGGGUUUUGUUAUUUUACCAGCUAGUUUUCUAUCCACUGAAAUAUCGACCUGAUAUUUUUGAAAACCUCUAGUCAGUGAAUUGUGAGCUCCUAUUUUAGUUGUUAUUGUUCUCAGAAAGGGGGAAGGAGGAUCCCUAGUCAGUUGUUAUUGUUCUCAGAAAGGGGGAAGGAGGAUCCCUAGUCAGUUGUUAUUGUUCUCAGAAAGGGGGAAGGAGGAUCCCUAGUCAGUUGUUAUUGUUCUCAGAAAGGGGGAAGGAGGAUCCCUAGUCAGUUGUUAUUGUUCUCAGAAAGGGGGAAGAAGGAUCCCUAGUCAGUUGUUAUUGUUCUCAGAAAGGGGGAAGAAGGAUCCCUAGUCAGUUGUUAUUGUUCUCAGAAAGGGGGAAGAAGGAUCCCUAGUCAGUUGUUAUUGUUCUCAGAAAGGGGGAAGAAGGAUCCCUAGUCAGUUGUUAUUGUUCUCAGAAAGGGGGAAGGAGGAUCCCUAGUCAGUUGUUAUUGUUCUCAGAAAGGGGGAAGGAGGAUCCCUAGUCAGUUGUUAUUGUUCUCAGAAAGGGGGAAGGAGGAUCCUUAGUCAGUUGUUAUUGUUCUCAGAAAGGGGGAAGGAGGAUCCCUAGUCAGUUGUUAUUGUUCUCAGAAAGGCGGAAGAAGGAUCCCUAGUCAGUUGUUGUUGUUCUCAGAAAGGGGGAAGGAGGAUCCUUAGUCAGUUGCACAACUGAAUGCAUUCAGAUGUGUCUUCCGCAUUUAACCCAAACCCUCUAAAUCAGAGAGGUGCAGGGGGCUGCCUUAACCGACGUCCACGUCAUCGGCGCACAGGGAGCAGUUGUUGUGGGGGUUAACUUCCUUGCUCAAGGGCAGAACGGCAGAUUUUUCCACCUGCGGCCCCAAGCUUCAAGGGGAACAGAAAACAUCAGCGUAUCUAAAAUGUCUUCCUGUUCCUCUUUUUCUCACCUCUCCAUUUCUCUCUCUAUUUUUUUCUCACCUCGUUCUAUAUCGCUGAAGCUCUCUGCCUGAGCGGCCCAUGUGUCGGAUCUGUCAUGACGGAGGGGGUCAGGAGGAGCUGCUCUCCCCCUGUGAGUGUGCAGGGACCCUGGGUACCAUCCACCGGAGCUGCCUGGAGCACUGGCUUUCUGCCUCCGGCACCAGCGCUUGUGAGCUCUGCCACUACCAGUUCACUGUACAGAGGAAGAACCGGCCAAUGAUGGAGGUACAGUAUACAGAAGCAUAAGUACACACAUGCACACACACACAAAACACAGCAUGUAGAAAGACCAUUGUCAUACUGACAUGCUACCCAUACUAUACAUACCACCUCACAUAUACUGUGCAUGGCCCAUCAUACUGUGCAUGGCCCUUCAUACUGUGCAUGGCCCAUCAUACUGUGCAUAGCCCUUCAUACUGUGCAUAGCCCUUCAUACUGUGCAUAGCCCUUCAUACUGUGCAUGGCCCUUCAUACUGUGCAUGGCCCAUCAUACUGUGCAUGGCCCUUCAUACUGUGCAUGGCCCUUCAUACUGUCCCCUGUAGCUCAGUUGGUAGAGCAUGGCGAUUGCAAUGCCAGGGUUGAGGGUUCGUUUCCCACGGGGGGCCAGUAUGAAAAUGAAAAUGUAUGCACUCACUAACUGUAAGUCGCUCUGGAUAAGAGCGUCUGCUAAAUGACUCAAAUGUAAAUGCAAUACUGUGCAUGGCCCAUCAUACUAUGCAUGGCCCUUCAUACUGUGCAUGGCCCUUCAUUCUGUGCAUGGCCCUUCUCGCCCAAUCUGUCCACAUAAUCCCAACAAACACAUACAGUGAGGGAAAAAAGUAUUUGAUCCCCUGCUGAUUUUGUACGUUUGCCCACUGACAAAGACAUGAUCAGUCUAUAAUUUUAAUGGUAGGUUUAUUUGAACAGUGAGUGACAGAAUAACAACAAAUAAAUCCAGAAAAACGCCUGUCAAAAAUGUUAUGAAUUGAUUUGCAUUUUAAUGAGGGAAAUAAGUAUUUGACCCCUCUGCAAAACAUGACUUAGUACUUGGUGGUAAAACCCUUGUUGGCAAUCACAGAGGUCAGACAUUUCUUGUAGUUGGCCACCAGGUUUGCACACAUCUCAGGAGGGAUUUUGUCCCACUCCUCUUUGCAGAUCUUCUCCAAGUCAUUAAGGUUUCGAGGCUGACGUUUGGCAACUCAAACCUUCAGCUCCCUCCACAGAUUUUCUAUGGGAUUAAGGUCUGGAGACUGGCUAGGCCACUCCAGGACCUUAAUAUGCUUCUUCUUGAGUCACUCCUUUGUUGCCUUGGCCAUGUGUUUUGGGUCAUUGUCAUGCUGGAAUACCCAUCCACAACCCAUUUUCAAUGCCCUGGCUGAGGGAAGGAGGUUCUCACCCAAGAUUUGACAGUACAUGCCCCGUCCAUCGUCCCUUUGAUGCGGUGAAGUUGUCCUGUCCCCUUAGCAGAAAAACACCCCCAAAGCAUAAUGUUUCCACCUCCAUGUUUUAUGUUGGGAUGGUGUUCUUGGGGUCAUAGGCAGCAUUCCUCCUCCUCCAAACACGGCGAGUUGAGUUGAUGCCAAAGAGCUCGAUUUUGGUCUCAUCUGACCACAACACUUUCACCCAGUUCUCCUCUGAAUCAUUCAGAUGUUCAUUGGCAAACUUCAGACGGGCCUGUAUAUGUGCUUUCUUGAGCAGGGGGACCUUGCGAGCGCUGCAAGAUUUCAGUCCUUCACGGCGUAGUGUGUUACCAAUUGUUUUCUUGGUGACUAUGGUCCCAGCUGCCUUGAGAUCAUUGACAAGAUCCUCCCAUGUAGUUCUGGGCUGAUUCCUCACCAUUCUCAUGAUCAUUGCAACUCCACGAGGUGAGAUCUUGCAUGGAGCCCCAGGCCGAGGGAGAAUGACAGUUAUUUUGUGUUUCUUCCAUUUGCGAAUAUUCGCACCAACUGUUGUCACCUUCUCACCAAGCUGCUUGGCGAUGGUCUUGUAGCCCAUUCCAGCCUUGUGUAGGUGUACAAUCUUGUCCCUGACAUACUUGGAGAGCUCUUUGGUCUUGGCCAUGGUGGAGAGUUUGGAAUCUGAUUGAUUGAUUGCUUCUGUGGACAGGUGUCUUUUAUACAGGUAACAAGCUGAGAUUAGGAGCACUCCCUUUAAGAGUGUGCUCCCAAUCUCAGCUCGUUACCUGUAUAAAAGACACCUGGGAGCCAGAAAUCUUUCUGAUUGAGAGGGGGUCAAAUACUUAUUUCCCUCAUUAAAAUGCAAAUCAAUUUAUAACAUUUUUGACAUGCAUUUUUCUGGAUUUUUUUGUUGUUAUUCUGUCUCUCACUGUUCAAAUAAACCUACCAUUAAAAUUAUAGACUGAUAAUUUCUUUGUCAGUGGGCAAACGUACAAAAUCAGCAGGGGAUCAAAUACUUUUUUCCCUCACUGUAUGUUUGUCCGCGCUGGUCUUAAAACCAGUCCUGCUCUUCAUGUUACAUCAAAACAACAUGCCAAAGGAUUUUGUUGGGCUCUUGCUAUCUUUAGUGAAUCUGUCAUUUGUAGUUAUAAGCUGUGGUGUGUGUGUGUGUGUGUGUGUGUGUGUGUGUGUGUGUGUGUGUGUGUGUGUGUGUGUGUGUGUGUGUGUGUGUAAAGUUUGGUCUAUAUGCACAGAUGGAAUGUGAAGUGAAGGGGGUUGAAGACACUUUGGGCUUCUGGUAAACAUUCCAUGACACUUCUCACACUCCACUUCCUCUAUAGUCUCAGCACUUACACACGUAGUCAACCAAUCCUCCAUGUUACUGUGGGUUUUAUCAUCAGUGUAACACUAGUGUGACUCUGUGUGUCUUAUUAGCAAUGUAACAGUUAAAAGUGCAUGUCUUUCUGGGGUGAGUUUCCCGAAAGGUCUUAAAUUGCUAAAUAAUUGUCAACACAGCAAAAACAUCUAGUCAUCUGUACUCUGUAAAUUAAUACUGCAAGUGAAUUAAUUAUGAACUCCAAAUGAGUUUCGGUUCUUGUGGUAAUAAGUAACCUCACCGCUAAUAUCAAUUGUAUUUCUCUUACCCCUCAUUUCCCCAUUUUUUGUGGAAUGAAUUCGACCACAGUAAUAAUGUGUGUUCCUAUGUGUGUGAUUGUGUUAGUGUCCUCGUCUCCACAAUAACCUCUAGCUAACACGUUAUUACCCCCUAGCAUCUCCUCUAUUCUUUGUGCGUCAGGACACUGCCUCCAUAUAUAAUAUAUAAUUGGACAGUGGUGGUGCGAAGUGGUUGUUUGGUGGUAAUUACACCCAUACCAUGCAGGUUGACUCGCUGGUAGCGUUUCUCAUCAGACCCGGGUUCAACUACUAUUCAGAAACGUUCCAAUACAUUGACCGUUUGCUUAAGCCUGUCUGGUGUGCCGGAUUGGUGGGAUUUGCCAUUUUGGGACUGUUCUAUUGGUUCCACUGUGCUAGGUGAACUCAAUCAAGCACAGCUGAAGUAACUGAAAAGAUUUCAAAUCGUAUUUGAACCCAGGUCUGAUUCCUCAUAAAUAUGAAUAUAAUAUCUAAUCAAUAUAUCGUGCCUCAUCAUCUGGAUCAUAAGCAGAGCUCUGUUGCAUGGGGUUUUGAGGAUGCACCAGGAUUGUAUUUAUUUAUUCUUGGAGCCAAGGACUUUUAAUAUUGAGAAACCACAGAUAGUGUGGGUUGGUUUGCGAUUGAAGUUCUCGUUAUGUUCAGGAGAAGUCUACUUUCCAAAUAUUUUAAGAAUAGUCUCUAAUUAAAGAUGCACUCUCUAACUUUUGUAUAAUUUCAUCCAAUAGUUUUGAAAGUGAUGCUCACAAGCCAAAUGUCAUAAAAUGGUGCAAUAUGUUAUCCAUUUCUUAUGAUGUGUUACAUCCUGAAAAUCAUACAAAUGUGAUUGUGGUCCUCUGUAGCUCAGCUGGUAGAGCACGGCGCUUGUAACGCCAAGGUAGUGGGUUCGAUCCCCGGGACCACCCAUACACAAAAAAAAUUAAAAUAAAAUGUAUGCACGCAUGACUGUAAGUCGCUUUGGAUAAAAGCGUCUGCUAAAUGGCAUAUUAUUAUUAUUAUUUACUAUAUGUUACCAAUUUGUUGUGAUCCUGGAGUGCAUCUUUAAUAUACUGAAACCAAAAAUAUUGUUGGGUAGUUAGCAAUCCAAGCUAGCUGUGUAUCCAAGCGCAUGUGGCUUUGGAAUAGAGGCAGUAUGCAGACCAUAAGUGAUCAAAUGUCAUAGCUAAAUCAGCAAGGCAUCAAACAAGCAACAUAGCUGGUUGGGUGAUCAUUUGAUUGGCUCUAGCCCAACCUAACCCAGUCCCAGCAGACCCGGCCGGCAUCCUGUUUUAGAGUAAUCCAGUUAUACUCUCCUAUCUCCUAACAUAUUGCUAUCAAACUCAGUUAGCAAUUUUCUGUUGCAUGAUAGCAAUACACUGCACCUCCAGUUCCUGUUAGCUGGAAGAACAUAAAACAAUAUAAUGGUGUUAGCUGAGCAAAUCUAGAAUUUACUGUAACAAGACCUCGAAAACCCAAGGGUGGUUACCAGAGCCCUCUACUACAGUACAUACCUGGUUUGAGGAAUUAGAGAGGUAACUUUGGUCAACUGAGUUAAACUCGGGAUAACCGGUACGGGAUAACCGGUACCACGAAAGUGGCUCACCUUUUAACCAGGUACAUUUCUAUGGCAAUGAAUCCUUCAGAACUAACCUGCUCCUGGGCAGGCUAACUCCAUUUAUACUGAAUGAAGUGAGAGUCGGGAGCUGAGGAAGAAUGAAAUCAGAUUCCCUCUCUCUCGCAAAGAUUGUCUUUCUCAAAUAAAGGGGAUGAUGAUGCAAUGUUUUUGUGUUAAAAAAUAGCUAUGUUAAAAUACCCAUCACAUUACACAUUUAGUAAUUACAGAAUGCAUUUGAAACUUUACGCACAGUAAAACUUGUGUAUGACUUAAUACAAUAAUUGUAUCGAUAGGAGUGGGAAAAAAGGUGCUUGUGCAUUGAUAAGGACAACAAAGACGACAUUAACGAUAAGUACUACAAUAGACGGGAUGGUUGUUUAGCAACAAAACCGACCCGUGCGCAACUAUGGGGCAAAACAGACAGGGUUGACUUAGACUGUUGACAACAUGUAAACUAUAUUUACUCUCUAAAUGUUUAUUGAAAAUAUAAAUACGUUUGCACAAUGAGCACUUGUCUUUCAAAAACAUAUUUUCAGUUGUUGGUUAGCUAGCUAGCACGUUUUUGCCUUAUUAACCUUAUCCUUCAAAACAAACAUGGUAUCAAUAACAAGAUACAACGAGCUGAAACGAGUCAGGGGGAAUCGUUGCUAGCUACCGGACCUCCGGCCACAUCAAUGCACGCGCAUCAUUUUCAUGACGUUGUCAGCCAAACAGCUUCAACAAGCGUAUUUCACACCAUAGCCUGCUGAACUUUAUUUCAUUUUGAUUUCGGCACAAAUGGAAAUGUGGCACUGACUCGCCCAUGAAUUGAUGUUUCGGUUGUUAGCAAAAAGGUGACAUUUUCUCUCCUCUCUCCCUCUCUAGUGGGUGCGUAACCCGGGCCUGCGCCAGGAAAAGCGGACGCUGUUCGGCGACAUGGUGUGCUUCCUGCUCAUCACGCCUCUGGCCACAAUCUCCGGGUGGCUGUGUCUGCGGGGGGCCGUGGACCAUCUGCACUUUUCCAGCCGCCUGGAGGCCGUGGGCCUCAUCACUCUCACCGUGGCCCUCUUCACCAUCUACCUCUUCUGGACCCUGGUGAGUAGGGGGGAGGGAGGGUGGGAGCCAGUAAAUCUCAGAGGUCAGCCUGAAUUUGGGCAUUUCUUGUGCAUAUUGGGCAAAUUCGUUCCCGUUUUCACUUGAUGUGUCUGUGAAGCAAAACCCUUGCACAAAUACAUCUCAUUCACAAAUAUAUCAUAAGAGGACACAUAUAAAAACCGUUUGACUGGUAAUGAAAAAUAAACCAAGACUCUCUGGAUCCUCCAUUCCUGUUGUGUAUCCUGUAGGAUCCUCUUUUCAGGGUGCUAUGCAGGAAAUAGGAAUGCUACCCUGGGAACUUAGCACUUUUAGUCAGCUACUUGGGUUGCUAAGGGUAAAAAGUUGCCCUUAGGCACAGAUCUAGGAUCAGCUUACCCUGUCCCAAUUCUAGACAUUACUCAACACAAAACCAACCUCAGACCAGCGUCUAGGACAGGGAUGGGCAACAUUGAUGGGGGUGAGGAUCACAAAAAAUCUGAACUCAUCAUGAGAGGCUGCAGUUGCUUGUGGGUCUGUGUACCCCCCAGAUAGCUGGCCACUAGACUAAUUUACCAAUCUGAAAAAAGUUAGCUGACAUUGGCUAAUUGAAUGACUAUCAGUGACUGACAUAAGAGAAAAACUGCUGAUGCACAACCAAAUUUCAAAAUGUCACCUUGUGUAUUCUACUAUUCUAACUUGCAACAGUAAGUUGAGACAGACUGCGAUUUUGUAAUUUUUAUUUUUUUAUGUAUUGAUCAGAGGGCCUUCAAAAUGUGGCCCGCCAGCUGCCCAUCUCUGGUCUAGGGGCAACAUCUUCCUAUUCCACUUGUUUGGGCUUAAUGCAUUACAGUAGUGGGCACAGUAUCUACACUAUCUUAACCUGAUUUGACCUCUCUCUACCACAGGUGUCGCUCAGGUAUCACUGUCGGCUGUACAACGAAUGGCGGCAGACCAAUCAGAGGGUGGUCCUUCUCCUCCCCAGGUCACAUGGUGAACAGUUUGCUCCGCCCUCUUUAAGAGGUCCGUCACGCGAAAAACGGCCAUCCAAAGAGACUAUUGUCUGA
Messenger RNA from Coregonus sp. 'balchen', 9453 nucleotides. The record is from the annotation of a GenBank genome assembly. Lineage: Eukaryota; Metazoa; Chordata; Actinopteri; Salmoniformes; Salmonidae.